Molecule: messenger RNA, 2153 nt
Organism: Somion occarium
Lineage: Eukaryota; Fungi; Basidiomycota; Agaricomycetes; Polyporales; Cerrenaceae
Source: the annotation of a GenBank genome assembly
GCCUCUUCUAGCCAUUCUCUCCCAAGCAAUGGUAUCACUUGACCCUAUUACUGUAGAUGUCUAUAUUCUACCGGCGCCGUAAGGAGUCAAGCCGCUUCACAAACGCAGUGAAGGGAUUUCCCCCAUUUCUGAAGAAUGGACGUCGAACAAAGCCUUGUUCUCAUCUCGCCUGCCGCAACAUGUUUAGUCGGAGGUGCGAUUAAGAGCUGAUCCUCCUCAGUACAGUUCUUGGCCUCUUGUGGUAUGGUAGGGCUCAUGGCUAGGGAGGCAGCAGAGCAUUACGGCACGACUGAUCACAGCAGAGUAACGCAAGCCGCCUAGUCGUGGGGUCAAGGUUAAACCUCUCUCUAUCUUGUGCAGAUAUGGGCGGAUUGCACCUUGCUGCAUGUUCUGUGCUCUGCGCUUGCGCUUUCAUAUUCCUCUCCCGCAAGCUUCGCGGUUCCAAGCGUGACAAUCUACCUCCAGGCCCAGGUGGCAAUCGACUAUCUAUAGGGCCAUACGCAUAUCGUCGAUUCCAUGAGUGGUCGAAAGAAUAUGGACCUGUGUUCUCUUUGAAACAUGGUUCCAAGUUGAUUGUAGUAAUUGCUUCAUACCAGGCUGCCAUUGACAUAAUGCAAAAGCAUGGAUCCGAACUCGCUGAUAGGCCGAGAUCAGUUGCUGCCGGGGAGAUAUUUUCGGGUGACAUGCGAACGUUACUCGUAGGGGCCGGCGAGCGGCUGAAGAAGCUGCGUAGGGCUCUGCACUCACAGCUGCAGUCAACGACUGCUCAGCAAUAUGGAUCACUCCAAUAUCGCAAUGCGAAGAAUUACGUGCGGAACAUGCUGUCUGAUCCCGAACAUCAUCUCGAUCAUGGUAGGACAUAUGCGGCCAGCGUCAUCUUAGAGUUGACAUACAGCAAAACGACGCCAACAAAAUAUGCAGACAAGGAAGUCCAAGACGUGAUGAAGAAUGUUAACAGGAUGUUCGCUGCCCUUAAGAUUGGCGCAUACAUAGUUGAUACCUUCCCUUUUCUGAAAUACAUACCUCUUGGUGGCGUCUCGGAGCUGCGCCGGUUCCACAAGGAAGAAUUGGGAUUAUUCAAGAGUCAACUCAACUCGGCACGGGAAAAGCUGUCUCAGAGCAUCGCACAACCCAGUUUCGCAACAUACUUACUUGAGAAUCAGGGACAGUAUGACCUUUCAAACGACGAGCUUGCCUAUCUUGCGGGGUCAAUGUUUGGAGCAGGAUCAGAUACUGUUGGUUUCCUCGAACUGUUCUUGGCUUUGGGUUUGUUCAUCAUGGUCUAUAUCCAGACUGCCUCCGGACUUGGUAUUAUCACGAUGGCUGCUGCGACGCAUCCAGAAGAACUGAAGAAAGUUCAAUCACAAAUAGAUGCUGUUGUCGGACGCGAUAGACUCCCUAACUAUGAUGAUGAACCUUUGUUGAGUCGAGUGACAGCAUUUGUAUUGGAGGCUCAUCGUUGGAGGCCCAUCGCGCCUCAAGGGUUUGCCCAUCGCGCAAUGAAGGAUGUCAUUUGGGUGCGUCGCGUAUCCUGCCUACCACUGAUAUUCAUGACGUAUAUGAGACGCCAGAAAGAUGUUGUGAUUCCUAAAGGCGCUAUUGUCUACGGAAAUCACUGGUCGAUCAUGCAUGAUCCUGAAGUAUUCCCAGAACCAGAUUCAUUCCGGCCUGAUCAUUGGCUCAAUGAGGAAGGCGAAGUUCGUGAUGAUCUGAAGCACUUUGACUUCGGGUUUGGCCGCAGAGUGUGUCCCGGGCAAUAUGUUGCCGAACGAUCGUUGUUCAUCAACACUGCUUUAAUCUUUUGGGCGUUCAACAUUCAUGAGGACCCAAACUCUCCGAUCGACACUACGGCUUUCACGGACGCGUCUGUCGUACAUCCGCUGCCUUUCGCAGUCAAGAUUGUGCCCAGAAUAAAGAACCUCCGUGAACUGCUCGAUGCAGAUACGGAUUGAUAAUGACAUUUCCGAGUCAUAUGCUUAGUGUCUCGUUGCAUCGCGACCAUCGCAAAGCAUGUAUGUACUCUUAGCUCUACAAAGUCUUCGUUUGGUCUUUCUUCAUGCUUACUUGAUGUAUAACUAUAAAUGCAGACAUGGUUCUUUGAUUAACAUGUCAGCUCCAUUGAGGCACUACAUAGCCGCUCUGCUGUUGGGUAC